UAUUUAUAAUAUUUUUCCCACAGUUUACUCGAUUAAAAAAGCUAACGAAAUUUAUAUUGAAAAUAUUGUUUAACUAAUAUUCUCUGUUUUAAAGAGGUGCCACAAAAGCAUGCGCUUCGUGAACUAAAGUAUGUGUGUUUUGGGGGAAGCAGUGGUACGUGCCACUGAAGUGAAAACUCACUUCCGGACCGGAUUUGGGGGAGAUGACGGGAUUGUAAUUUCAUGGAACACCCAUAGUCAUACGUGCCGACUUUCAAACGCAGAUAGAGUCGAGCCAUGAGCGCCGAGGAGCGGAACCCAGCCGCCACACCCACUGCUUGUAAGGACAGCCAAGGAGAUGGACGAUGGAUGUCUCUGCACAACCGUUUUCUUUCCGACAGCAAAGGCAAAGAACCCGAUGUCCUCUUUGUUGGAGAUUUUCUUGUUCAGCUCAUGCAUCAGUUUAGCGUAUGGCGUGAAUUGUUCUCUCCGCUCCACGCUCUGAAUUUUGGCGUGGGUAGUGAUGCGACACAGAAUGUGAUCUGGAGACUGAGCAACGGUGAACUAGACCACAUUAGCCCAAAGAUCGUCGUGCUCUGGGUCGGGACCCAAAAUCACGGCCACACCGCUGAGCAGAUCUGUGGAGGCAUCAUGGAAAUUGUUCAAGUCGUCAAGAACAAGCUGCCGCACGCUCAAACGCUCGUACUUGGACUACUACCUCGAGGUAAAUCUCCAAACCCUCUGAGGGAGCGCAACGCCAAGGUGAAUAGACUGGUGCGGGAAACUGUCGCCUCCCUCCCUCAUGCCUCCUUCCUGGAUGUAGACCCUGGUUUUGUCCACUCCAAUGGCAGCAUCUCCCACCAGGACAUGUACGAUUAUCUUCACCUGACCCCCCAGGCCUACCAGGCAGUCUGCGAGCCCCUGCAUGCUCACCUCAAGUCCAUGCUGGACAGGUCUGCUGACAACUAAGCAAUCAAGAAUGACGAAUAAAUAGAAUUGUUUACUACACGUCCGUGGGGGGGACAGGGUUGGCAUCCAUGACUUGUUCUUACAAGUUACAGGACCAAAACAUGUUUUAAUGAGUAAUACAUGUGCUUCAAUCCCUAUCAGCAUCUAUUAAAGCUUUCUGCUAUUGUCCUCCUAUAACAAGGGGCACAUUUUGAAGGAUUGCGAUGUUCCAGUUACAUUAUUACACCAUUGUCAAAUAUUAUGCUAUACACAAUGUUGCUUUUGUUAAACCUGGCUGAUUGGAACACUUUGAUACUUGAAUUCACCGCUUCUAUGCAGUGUAAGCUGAAGUGUACAAAUGAGAGAAUGCAUUAAAGAGAGACAACUGCAUGAUUUUGGUGUGUUUUGUUUUAUAAUUCGACUCCCGGUAGCAUUUUAUGUUGAUACACGUCCAGUAAAAUGUUACCAUUUACCAGCAAAGUAAUUGAAUGUACUCAUAACUAUGACGUAAUGGCCAAACGUUGAGGUUUUAUUGAUUAAGAAAUAAAUACAAAUCAAAUCACAAUAAACAAUCCUACAUUUCUAUUACAAUAAAAAAUUAAUCUCACAAGUGCAAGUAGUAAGAGUUUCUUGUUUUCAAUUGCCAAAACUAUAUUUUCAUAAUUUUUUGUAGCCUAUCCCACAACGAUCCAUCUAAAUGAUCAUUAACAUCAGAGCCCGAAGAAAAGAUCUGGCAACAAUCCGCCUGUGCUUUUUAUACAGAAACAGAAUUCCCAUACCAGUGGUGGUUCUAAGUAUAGUCCUCAUGGGCAAUUAAUUACCCAGGGCUGCAUUCACCAGGGGCAGGGGAGAAAAAAAAAUAUUAAUGCUCAGUGCAUUAAGCCAGCACAUACUGUAUGUGUGGUAGAUGGGCGCCCUCUACAGGUGUGAUACGGCCCUACAUGGGAUCAAACAUCCACCAAGUGAUGUGGAUGAAACCAAAGAAGUAUAGAGAGGGGGGGCGGGUGCAGCUGGACCUCUGCCCUUAGGGUAAUGAAAGGGUAAAAAAUAUAAAUUAGCACAGACAAUGUGAAAUAAAAGUGCUGUUAAUUUGUGUCAACAAACAUGAAAAAAAAGUCAACCUCAGAGUUAUUAGGUACACAAUUCAGAAAGAAGAGAAAGUGGAAGCUGACCUUUGACCUGUGUCCCUCACAUCCCCAGGUUCUCUUACGUUCUCUUCCGAUACUACCUCCGAAGGUGGAACAUCUCACUGACCUUGUCCCACUAUUUGGUGUUGGUGCCUUUCAUACAAACGUUUUUUUUUUUUUUUUUUAAAAAGGCUAUAGUGUUCCAGUGCAGUCAUAGCAAUAAUCACAACAUAUUUUGUGAGAAAAAUAAUUAACACUGUGUGUCAUCAUUGCAGUGUUAAAAUGCUAACUAAGAAUUAGCUGGUGACUACAAAUUAAACAUGGCGAAACUCUAAAAUGGAAGGCUUGAUGCUUCUAAUGAAAUACAGUAAUCCCUUGUUCAUCAUGGUUAAAUGGUUCCAGAUCUGACUGGAAAUGAGUUGGGGGCAGACAGGAAGUGACGUUGGGGAUUCAGAGUUGAGUUUUAGCUUGGCAUGGGUUACGGCAGAAACGCUGUCCUAUGUUUUUAUUUGGGAUUUUAAUUAGGGAUUAGUGUGAUAAUUCAAUAGAUAAUUCAAACCUGCAAUAAAGGCUGUUGUUCUGCUUAUCAAGUCUGGUGCUUGUGUGUCUCACUGAACAUUUCAGUAACAUUUUUGACACCAAGAGACCAGUGUAGAAUACUACACAUCAUCCCAUCUUGGAAUUAGUUUGUGUUAGUUUUGCCUUAUAUUCAUUAAUUCAUUUUCUACCGCUUAUCAUCACAAGGGUUGCGGUGGUGCUGGAGCCUAUCCCAGCUGUCUUCAGGCGAGAGGCGGGGUACACCCCUGGACUGGUCGCCAGCCAAUCACAGUGCACAUAUAGACGCAUGCACGGGGAGAACAUGCAAACUCCACACAGAGAUGGCAGAGGGUGGAAUCGAACUCGGGUCUCCUAGCUGUGUGGCCUGAGCGCUAACCACUCAACUACCGUGCAGCCCUGUUUUGCCUCAUAUAUGUAUUUUAAUUCAUUUUUAAUUUGAGCAACUGAUACUUAAAGUUUGCUUAAAUAUGCCUAUUUUUGACUCAAUUAAUUCAACCACAAAACAGCAUAAUUUAUUCAUUAAUAUAUAUUUUUUUAUAAAACUGUGAUAGAACAAGCGCAAAGUGGCGAGGGAUUACUGUAAAGUAGAUUUAUGUUGUAAGCGAGACUAACAUUAUCAACUGUUAUAUUAAUAUCGAAGUUAACAACUGUAUAAUAAAACUAAAAUAAAGCAAAAAUACUCAGCCAUUGAUGAUACCUGAUAAAGAACAGAGAAGGAAUAGGUGUCCUCUGGUAGUGUCCUAUAGGUAUUGAAUUAAUAAGUGUUGUACAGUGAGUUCUGAUUGAUAACAUGAAUUUGUGUAGUUGAUAUUUCAUGAAAAUUGUAUUGCACAUAUUAGUAUCGGGCAGCCAACUUUUCCUAUUUCCAUCAUCACAUUGCAUGGUUUUCCUCCAUUUUCCAUAACAACUUUCCCAUCUUGUUUUAGUACAAAGUUCAAAACUAUUUCAGGUAAUCUGGGUUUUGGCUUGGAAGCAUUCACUGGAAAAGGACUGGGGCUGAUAGGAUAAAAACACCCAUGAUCAUAAGGCCUUUUUGGGAUAGGGAAGGAAUGGCAUUGGCGGAACCUAAAAGGUAAAUAAGAGAAGAAAAAUUGGACAUGUUCUUAAGGGAGUUAGUCAUUAUUAAGUCAUACAUACUCACCAGUGAGGCUAAAGGUUUUGGUCUUUGACAUAGUGAUGUUAGUCACAGGGUUUGUGGCCUUGCAUGUAUAGUUAGCCUCGAUUAGCAGCGAUACCGAGAUCUGGAUGAUGCUGCCGACACCGAUGGCCGAUGACGGUAGAUCAUUUAAGAACCACUGGAACUCUGGUUCUGGAUACGAAUCGGCCACACACUUCAUGGAGAAAGUGAGUUCUUCUCGGUUGAAUUCUGGACCCGAGAUUUCCACGCUGAGGGGACCGUCUGAAAGCAGACGGAGUGAAUUGUUGUAAUUAAAUAAAAUACUGCAGUACUGCGGCGCAUAAUAUUGCCGUACUAACAGUGGUUACUCAGUUUGUAAAUGUAUUCUUAGUCAUCAGCUUUUUGUAUUUGGUGAAAUUCCUUCAGUACUCACAGUUCACCAGAAGCUCGUACGCAGGGCUUUGGUGAGGACCAAUCAGGUUUCUGGCGACACACUUGUAAGUGCCGUUGUUGUGGAGCAUCAGCGGUGUGAAGUGCAGCUUGUUUUUCUCCAUGUAGUAGUAAGAGUAGUUGGUGGUGGACAUGUUCAUUCCAAGGAGCACGUCGUCCUUUUUCCACUGUAUCGAGUCAUAAGGUGCAUCCACCUCGCAGGUGAGGGUGAAGUUGUUGCCGUCAAUGGGGAUGGAGUCGUUUGUCACCAUCACCGAGCUAA
Messenger RNA from Doryrhamphus excisus (bluestripe pipefish), 4441 nucleotides. It is a transcript of the gene pafah1b3, whose product is annotated as platelet-activating factor acetylhydrolase, isoform Ib, gamma subunit. Gene Ontology annotation, molecular function: platelet-activating factor acetyltransferase activity. The record is from RefSeq and is a predicted model, not a curated record. Lineage: Eukaryota; Metazoa; Chordata; Actinopteri; Syngnathiformes; Syngnathidae. Gene Ontology annotation, cellular component: cytoplasm.